This is a messenger RNA of Cebus imitator (Panamanian white-faced capuchin), 1131 nucleotides long. RefSeq names its product cyclic nucleotide binding domain containing 1 (gene CNBD1). Lineage: Eukaryota; Metazoa; Chordata; Mammalia; Primates; Cebidae. Bases 1 to 903 code for a protein of 300 amino acids. The transcript has 8 exons. The record is from RefSeq and is a predicted model, not a curated record.
AUGAAGCCAGAAUUUAUGUACUGGCCCGUUCACAGGACGCCAUAUGAACACAAAACUGUAUGGAAGUUUCUGAAAACAGUUCCAGAUUUAACCUCUCAGCUAAAUGAUGAGCAUCUGAAAACACUCAGUAAGACCGUCUUUUCUGAAACCUGGUUGAAAGGCAGCACAGUGGUUGCAAAUGAUGGAUUUUAUGUAAUACUGAAAGGCCUAGCUCGAACUCAAACAAAAGUCUCCUACAAUCUGAUGGAAGGAAGUGACUCACAAGUCUCGUUCAUACCUCAGAGUUCCCCCAGCUUUAUUUUGGGUGAAAAAUUCAAAAAGUCUACACUUGCUGAGAUGUACCUACCUUCAUAUGACUCAAUGCUUAGUAAAUCGAGUACCUUUGGAACUCUGGAAGUUAUACCUGAGAUUGAAUCAGAAACACAGGCGUUCUCGGUGGUGACAGAAGACGAUUGUGAAAUUCUUAAAAUCCCAGCGAAGGGAUAUGCAAAGAUAAAGGAGGAAAAAAUAAAACUUGAAAAUAUGCAAAAGUUGCAAUUAAUCCGUAUGUGUCCUUAUUAUGAGGAAUGGCCUACUUUAUCCAUAUUUGAACUAACUGCACUCCUCAAAUGGAAAAAAUUUCCUCCAGGAAAUGUGAUAGUGGAAAGUGGAAAUAUAAUUUCUUUUGUGGGUUAUAUUAACUCUGGAUGCUGUAACAUUUACAGAAGUAUUAUAGGAUUUGUGAAACUACAGUCAAAUAAAGUGAAAAAAGCUAGAAGACUUGUUUAUAUGGGUAAACUUAAGGAGAAGGAAUCCUUUGGUGAGAUUAGCGUCCUUCUUCAAGUUCCUUUCACAUGCACAAUAAUUACCAAAAAAGAGGUUGAGAUGGCAAUCAUUGAAGAUAAGGACCUAUUUGUGCUCUAGAACUAGAAAAAGCCUCAGUGAACAUCAAUUAAGAAAGUAUUGACUAAGUAAUGGAAUGAUUGCAUUCUUGACUACUACCAAACUACCAGCAAUGAGUUUGGUCUAUUGCGACUACUUAUCCUUAUUUCCCCAGGGAAGUUCCAGUUUAAAAUUGCCUUCCAAACACAACUUUCAAUAGCAGUCUUUCUUGGUUUGGAUAACAAAAUAUAGUUAUCAUUGUUAGAUUUA